AUGAAUUCUUUAAUUUUAAUUUACUUGGUGACAAUAAUUCAUUUUGUUGUCACUAUUAAUAAAAAUCGUGGUCAUUUAAAACCAUUUGGUUCAGUUGGAUUUUUAAUUGAUAUUAAAGAAUUAGAUGAAGAAUUUCCAACAGUAUUAGAACUUUUUACAUAUUAUUUACCUAAAUCCGAACCAAUUCUUUCUCGUCAAGUAUUAAUUAAUGAUAAUCAUUAUUUUAUAUGGGAAACAGAUAAAAAACUUGAAAAUGAUGUUUAUGGAUUAUCAAAUACAAAUAUUCAAGUUGAAUCAUUUAAAUCAAAACAACGACAAAGAAUUCAAAUGACAUUUGGAGAAUUUUUAAAACGAUAUGGAAAAGAACCAUUAUUAUUUGCAUAUAAUGUACCGACAGUUCUUCAAAAAUAUCUUGUCGUUCCAAAACCUUUACAAUGUGAUAUUAUAUUAGAAUAUUUUCAAUCUGCAAUUCUAGUUAUAAAUGGUAUUAAUGCAUCACCAUUAAUGUUCGGUGAAGAUCAUGAUCGUCUUCAUUGUAUUCUUCGUGGUAAUAAACGUAUUGUACUUGUUAAUACACUUAAAUAUCCUGAUGUUCGUAAAACUAUUCUACCAAAAAAAGGACAACACCGUGGACCACCAAUUAAUCCAGACAAAAUUGAUUUUGAUGAAUUUCCAGCAUUUGCAAAUAUUGAUUAUCAUAUAGCUAAUCUAAAAUCAGGUGAUUGUUUAUUUAUUCCAAGUAGUUGGAUAUUUCAAGAACGUACAUUCGAAAAUACAAUAUCAGUUAUUUAUAAUAUAAAACAUCAUCAAGCAUUAAAUAUUGAUAUAAAUCAAUUGAAAAAUUGUUCAACAUAUGAUGCAACAUUUACACUUGAUCAAAUUGAUUGGUCAGCUGAACCUCAAACUUUUAGAGAUGUAAUAAUGAAUCUUGUUAAUUCAAAAGUAAAAGGAUUUGAUAAAUGGCAGGAAAUAUUUUCUAAACAUUUAUCAUACGAUUUGUCAUCGGAUUCAGAAGCAUCAGCUAUAUUUGAAGAGUUCUAUGAUAUUGUUGAUGUCGAUGGUGAUGGUGAAAUAACAACAACUGAAGUUGAACGAAUUAAUGGAGUGCAUCAACAUCAUAUUACUGAUCUUCUCUAUGAAAUGACAAAAGUUAUAAAUAAUAAACGAAAAACAAGUACACCUAAACCUGUUGAUUCCGAAGAUAAUCCGUCAACACAGAUAAUAGAAAAUGAUAAAGAAACUGAUGAAUAUUUACAUUUACAAAAUGAUAAAACUGAUUUAUAG
Rotaria sordida is the source of this 1284-nucleotide messenger RNA. The record is from the annotation of a GenBank genome assembly. Lineage: Eukaryota; Metazoa; Rotifera; Eurotatoria; Philodinida; Philodinidae.